AUGCCGCGAGAAGUCGAGCCCUCGGUGAACGAGAGACAGUUCUUCGAAAAGGCUCUCGCUGAAAACCUCCGUCUGGAUGGCCGCGCCUUUGACCAAUUCCGCGAUUUGGAGUUAUCGUUUGGAGAUGAAUUCGGCGUCGCAGAUGUGAGAUUAGGGAAGACUAGGUAUGUGGAAUUUGCUAUGGAUUUGUUGCGCGAACUUGAAGAGUAUUCAAGUCUCUAUCUAUUGAGCUUCUAUAUUCAUAAGAGUUCCAUGAACAUCUAUGAUGGAGAUACAAAUGCUAUCUACAAUUCCCAACUUCCAUCAACCUCCAACCCAAACCACACCUCAACCCCAUCACCUCCCCAUACCCCACCCCAACCCACAAACCAAAAGACUAACCCAACCCCCCAUCAACAGAAUCCACACCAACAUCUCCGCCGAAGUAACAACCCCCUAUCCGGACAAACCCUUCGACGGCCUCUUCACCAUAACCACCGAGCUCUCCCCCAUGACCUCCCCACACUACGAAACCUCCCGGCCUUCCGACCCCGAAAUCCUCCUCUCCCGAAUCCUCGAGAAGAAUCUCCGACGUUCGCAAGCCCUAGAUACCGAAUCCCUCUGCCUCAUAGCCGGGCACAAAGUCUGGUCUGUCCGGGCAGACGUCCACAUCCUCUCCCACGACGGGAACCUCAUCGAUGCAUCCUGUAUCAGCGUCCUAGCCGCACUGCAGCACUUCAGGAAACCGGAUACGAGCUCGGAAGGGGAGAAUGUGACGGUGUAUACGCUGGAGGAGAGGGAUCCGGUGCCGUUGAGCUUGUUGCAUUUCCCGUACUGUGUGACGUUUAGUUUUUACCCGAGUACGGUCGAGGAAGGGGAGACGGUUAUUCUGCUGGAUUCGACGCUUUUGGAGGAGCAGUUGAGGGAGGGGUCGGCGACGAUUGGGAUCAAUAAGGAUGGGGAGCUGUGUCAGAUCGCCAAGUUGGGUGGUAUAUCCGUGGAUGCAGUGGCAUUCUUGGGCUGUGUUCAAGUUGCCCUGGCGAGAGUGAAGGAGAUUUCAACAUUCGUAAUUAAAAGAUUAGCAGAGGAUGCCAAAAAGAGGGAUAAGGGUGAUUUGAUGGCAGAGCUAAGAGCAGAAAACGACAGAUGA
Messenger RNA from Hymenoscyphus albidus, 1129 nucleotides. Lineage: Eukaryota; Fungi; Ascomycota; Leotiomycetes; Helotiales; Helotiaceae. The record is from the annotation of a GenBank genome assembly.